This is a messenger RNA of Lactuca virosa, 385 nucleotides long. NCBI's taxonomy places the organism in Eukaryota, Viridiplantae, Streptophyta, Magnoliopsida, Asterales, Asteraceae. The record is from the annotation of a GenBank genome assembly.
AUAUGCAGCCAGAAAUUUCAGAAGCAACCGCUAUACAAAAUAUGACGAGGGUUCCUGGCAAGAGAAGUGGGCAAGAGAGGUAGGAAUGAGAUUCCGCAUGAGAUAAUUAAGGUUAGUCGGGAUGAAGAAUCGACCACGAGAAGACCAAGUCAAAUCAACUGGAAUAGCUUUUGGGCCCUCAUAUCAGUCUCCUAUUCUGGAUUAUUUUCAGCCGGCUUCUUCAGGGAAGGGGAAGCCAACGAAGCUGCACAACAGGAAACAUCAGAUUGGAUCUUUAUACUUUGAUAUGAGAUCUAAAGAGAUGGAAUUGGCAGAAAGGCGCUCAAAAGGGCUUUCUCACAAAAGCAGAAACACAAGCCAAGUAUGGAUGGUAAUAAACUCAUAA